Messenger RNA from Beta vulgaris subsp. vulgaris (sugar beet), 2028 nucleotides. Its product is annotated as wee1-like protein kinase. Gene Ontology annotation, molecular function: ATP binding; protein kinase activity. Lineage: Eukaryota; Viridiplantae; Streptophyta; Magnoliopsida; Caryophyllales; Amaranthaceae. Gene Ontology annotation, biological process: protein phosphorylation. The coding region runs from base 177 to 1694 and encodes 505 amino acids. The record is from RefSeq and is a predicted model, not a curated record. The transcript has 10 exons.
UGAUACAACACCAUCGUUACUUUAAUUCCCAGCUCUCCUGACUUCUCCAAUCACAUCACUGUUUUUCACCAGUCACCACUUACACUUCCACUCCAUUGAAACCCGCGCAAAUUCAAACUAUUUUCAUUAUCCCCAGUGUUCAUUUUCCGAGUGAGAGAGAGACUGAGAUUCCCAAAAUGAAGAGAGGGCAGAGGAAGAACAAACCAAAACAACUCAAACUCUCACUCACUAGACCUCUCAAACAGCCUAUUCUUACCCAGGUCUCUCUCCUCGAUCGUCAAAAUCAGCAACAACAACAACAAAAUCAGCAGCAAAAACAACAACAAAAUCAGCUGUUCCAAAAAAACCCACCUCAAAUCAUAUCCACAAUCAACAAUGGCAAACCCUCUCGACUUCAAAAGGAUAUCGAAUCUGAUUGUCGCCAUACCCACUUCCCCAAAUUCUCCAAACUUGACGCCGAUGUCUCCGAUGUCGGUUGUUCCGAAAUCCUUAGUCAAGAUUUCUUUUGCACACCUGACUACAUUACCCCGGAAUGUCAAAAUUUUCUCAACAAUCUAGAUGACAAGGAAUGUAUUUCUUGCCCAUCUUCGCCGGAGAAGUUGAAGAUGGUUAAGAGUAAAAGAUUUAAGCAAGAUGGCAGCUUUGUAACAUCUCCAGCUUCUAUGAUGGAUAAUCAGCAGACAGUGGAAUCUUCAAAAGAUACUCCUUACACGAAUGAAAACAAGACUGGAAAAACCACACCUACUGUAUUAGGGAAAGGUUCCAGUUAUGUCCCACAGUCAGCAAUUGCUUUGCGCUGCCGUGUUAUGCCACCACCCUGUUUAAAGAACCCUUUUACAAAAGAUGCUGUUGAAACGGAUGUGGAUCCUUUUGAAAGUUGGAGAACAAAAUGCUCAGGUUAUCUUUCUGCAUUGACCGGUGCUGACAGCAUGUCACGUUAUCGUACAGACUUCCAAGAAAUUGAGCAAAUUGGAAAUGGGAACUUUAGCCGUGUUUAUAAGGUCUUGAAGAGAAUUGAUGGUUGCAUGUAUGCUGUAAAACACAGCACUAGACAAUUGUGCCAAGACACGGAAAGAAGGAAAGCUCUGAUGGAAGUUCAGGCACUGGCAGCUUUAGGUUUCCAUCAAAACAUAGUAGCCUAUCACACUUCUUGGUUUGAAUAUGAGCAACUAUACAUACAAAUGGAGCUUUGUGAUCAUAGCCUUUCCACCUACAAUUCAUCUUGCUCACUUACCGAAGAAGAAGUUUUGGUGGCUUUCUGCCAGAUCGGCAGAGCAUUGGAAUAUAUACAUGGAAGAGGCAUUGCUCAUCUAGAUGUAAAGCCAGAGAACAUAUAUGUCAGGAACGGUGUGUACAAGCUUGGGGACUUUGGUUGCGCCACACUGCUAGAUAAAAGUCUUCCGAUUGAAGAAGGUGAUGCACGCUAUAUGCCUCAAGAAAUUUUGAACGAGAAGUAUGAUCAUCUUGACAAAGUUGAUAUUUUUUCGCUGGGGGUUUCCAUAUAUGAGCUUUUGCGAGGGUCAUCAUUGCCAGAUGCAGGUCAUCAGCGUUUGAGGGAGGGGAAACUACCUCUGCUUCCAAGCAAUUCCGUGCAAUUACAGAAGUUACUCAAGGUCAUGGUGGAUCCAGAUCCAAUAAGGCGGCCUUCUGCUAAAGAUUUGGUAGAAAACCCAAUUUUUUCCAAAAUCUUGUGAAUCAGGGAAUCCAAGUAUAUAUUUUUUGACUGGUUGAGGCUUCUCAUAAGCUCUGUUGAAAGAAGGCCGAUCACAUUUAACACCCCCAAAGUUUCAGCCGUGAAUAGAGUCCAAAACUACUAAAUUAUGAAUCUGAUUGAAGUGUCAUAUAUCUAAUGUUGGUUGCACCAAUUUCUUUUUCACAUAUAUGGUGCACAUUUUGUAAAUUCAUCAAAAAUGGUGAAGUUUAUAUCAAGGGGUGUCUGUAAUGUUUGUAUUUUUGGGUUGGCUUUGUAGAGUGGUUUAACCAUUAAUCCAAAUAUCCUAUAAGUGAAUUGAUUAUAAAUUAACAUAA